Molecule: messenger RNA, 783 nt
Organism: Sipha flava (yellow sugarcane aphid)
Lineage: Eukaryota; Metazoa; Arthropoda; Insecta; Hemiptera; Aphididae
Exons: 2
Coding region: 1-783 (260 amino acids)
Molecular function (GO): nucleic acid binding
Source: RefSeq, a predicted model, not a curated record
AUGCUUCGAGCAUGGAUGAAGAACAAUAAAUCUAAAAAAUGGUCUGUGGGAUUGAAGUUUGUCCAAUUCCAGAAAAACUCUUCACACCACCGCAUAAUUGGCCGAUCUCCUUACAAAGCAUUAUUUGGUUGUGAGCCUAAGGUUGGAUUAACAACAUCUAAUUUACCACAAGAAGUUUUAAAAAAAUUAACAGCUGAAGAAGAUCUGGAAGAAAUAUACAACCAAUAUGAAGAAGAAAUACAAGAACAAAUAAAUGUUAAACGAUAUUGCGGAAUUUGUAAAAUUGAAUCCACAGAAGACUUUUGUGAUUUGUGUAAAACAAAUCAAAAAAUAGAAGAAGAACGUGAAGCAGCGCAUAUAGGUCAAAACAAAGCCGCCAAAAGAAUGUUACAGAUUAUAAUUCCUACGUUCAAUAUUAAUGACUGUAUCACAAUUCCUGUUCCAAAAGUCGAUAGAGGGCCUUUGGACCCAGCACGCAUAAUUGCUGUUAUAGUUGAGAAAAAAAAUGAGUUGUAUAGAGUAGGAACUGAACAUGGUUUAAUUAAAGGAUGGUUAAGUUCUGGAAAUAUGCAGCGUACCACAUCACAUUUCAUAUCUGCUAAUCAAGUUGACAAGCAAAACGAAUUAACUUUGCGUGAAACAGUUAAAAUUAUAUCUGGAGGUCAAGGAUUUUUGAGUUGUACAUGUAAAAGGGCUUGUCAAACUAAACGUUGUGCUUGUUUUAAAAGUAGUAUUAAAUGUAACAGCCGUUGCCAUAAUUCAUUGAAUUGUUUAAAUAAAUAA